This is a messenger RNA of Ixodes scapularis (black-legged tick), 1671 nucleotides long. RefSeq names its product endoribonuclease Dicer homolog 3a. Gene Ontology annotation, cellular component: nucleus; cytoplasm; RISC complex. NCBI's taxonomy places the organism in Eukaryota, Metazoa, Arthropoda, Arachnida, Ixodida, Ixodidae. The transcript is spliced from 6 exons. Gene Ontology annotation, molecular function: deoxyribonuclease I activity; ribonuclease III activity; RNA binding. The record is from RefSeq and is a predicted model, not a curated record. The coding region runs from base 220 to 1002 and encodes 260 amino acids. Gene Ontology annotation, biological process: pre-miRNA processing; apoptotic DNA fragmentation; siRNA processing.
AUCUCCGUCUGCCAUCUGCCCCGACCGGGCUUAUUUUAACUUGUAUGUAUUUCCUCCGUCGCGAUAGGAGCAAUAGGAGGCUGACAGCUCACGUCGCCGCGCCGAGUCACCCCCGAGUUCAAUCGUUCAACCCAACAGGCAGCUGAGGCAUUCUGCUGUUUGAACUCGGCAGUAAACAGACAAACCGUUGCUGCUCAAGCACGAGGAGAAGCUUGCAGCAUGGAGGAGGGGUUUGUCGAUAUUGUCGAUGCCCUGGACGAGAUGGACUUGAUCAGUCCCAUUGAGAAAAAAAGCACUCCUGUCAAGGCUUCAGCUGCAACUGAAGAUCCUAAACCGGCGACAUCUACAGCAAGGAGCGCAAAACAACCUGCCACUCAAAAUGGGUCCCAAGAUGCAGGCACGAGUAAUCACCCUGGCUUCACUCUCAAGCCGGAGUUAAUUGUCAAGUUGCAAAUGGAGUUUCCGGAGAAAUUUGUCGAAGAAAAACUUUCCGGGUACAAAUUCAAGACGAAGGGUACGCUUUUGCGGGCGCUGCUCCAUAGAACGUACAAGCAAAAGGAGCGGCCGCGCAACAAGACGUUCUGCGAUCCUCUGGACUACAUCGGAGACUACGUUCUCAAGUUCAUCAUCUCGCAGUACCUGCUCGAGCACUGCGUUAGCAAGAACAAGGAGAAUUUGGCACACCGUCGGUCGAUGGUGGAGUGCCAGGAGGUGUACGCGUUCCUGGCCGUUCGAAACGGUUUUCACGAUCACGUGUUUAUGGAUGACCGGCGGGAAUGGGAGCAUUUGACUGACUACGUUAAGGCGAUCAGCGGCGUCCAGACUUUGGAGCAAUUGUCAAAGGUGGAGAAGCGAAAGUGCUUCGUCCACAACUUCUUCCAGUCUGUAGCCGGUGCCAUCUACGUGGACAGCGGCUAUGACCUCAAGGCGGUGGAGGGGGUCUACCUUCCCAUGCUCAAGGCAUUCCUUGAUGAAGUUAUCGACAUGGACAUUGAAAACUAAAACUCGCUCAACCUGUGUUUUUUAUUCUCGCAGUCUACAAGAAGCACAGAUCUCGCAAGUAUUAAUGCAGGGCGUGUAGUCCUGCAUUAAUACUUGCGAGAUCUGUGCUUCUUGUAGACUGAUAUAUCAUUGCUUUAUCUGCUUCUUAUUGGAGUUCGAAGGAUCUCAAAAUCUCUACUUUUCAUAUUUUUAUAUCCUUACUUUCGUUUGUUUUUAUGCUUCUACUUUUAAAUGCUUUCCGUUCGUUCAACUUAGACACGUGUUCAAUCACAGUCACACAGUUACGUCGACUGCGUUGCGUCGUGCAGCACAGUGCCUCCUCAUUGGCUCUUCGUAAGGGUUGCCAUAGCAACAGCUCGACGCGAGCAGUCUUAACAAGACGCAAGUGGUUGCAGUCGCACUCCAACGCAACGGUGUGAACGAGACUUUAUGCUUCAGCUGCUUUGUUUUACGAACGCUUACAGGACACCCUUUUUGUGUUUUCUGACUUGCGGUACCUGACGUUUUAGUGAGAAGGCUUGAAGGCAUUCAGCAUUUACCUAAAUAUUAGUGGUUCUAUUAUGGUCAGUAAACGUGCAGCGUUUACACGUUAAACAAAUAAAUGCAAAAAUAAAUCAGUAGAAAUACCACGAUAGUUGCCAUGUCCUUAAUAAAAAUGUUCGUACCUGA